Messenger RNA from Lodderomyces parapsilosis, 2013 nucleotides. RefSeq lists its product as uncharacterized. The transcript has a single exon. The coding region runs from base 1 to 2013 and encodes 670 amino acids. The record is from RefSeq and is a predicted model, not a curated record. Lineage: Eukaryota; Fungi; Ascomycota; Pichiomycetes; Serinales; Debaryomycetaceae.
AUGACGAAUAUAGAUCCCACAACCCCUACAGAUGAAUCCGACACAUGCUGUUUUUGCUUAGGCACUUCAUUGGAUAUUCCUUCAUUCGGCACAGUUCAAGAUGCACAAGAUAUGUUAAAACCAUGCUCCACAUGCUCAUUAGUUUGCCAUCGAAGAUGCUUGUUGGAUUGGCUUGAUACCAUUCCUCCUGAUAAAUUGCGGAUUAUUCACUUAAGAGCUACAUCUACUUCUUUUUUGAGAAGGAUGGAUCGAGAACACGCUAGUGACUUUGGGUUAGGACAAGCACCAAACACAAAUACUACAGUAAGACUUGAUUUAACAACACUGGCCCUUGAAAGUUGGUUUUACAAUAUUACCAACUUUGCCGCAAAUGAGGAUGGUGAUACUGAUGAAGACUCUCAGAAUGGUUCGUUUGCUGAUGAUGAACAUGAUUUAGCUCAUGAUCAAGUGGUGGCGCGUAGGACUUCACAUGGUAGUCAUGAUAGUCAUGACGAUAAAGCUGUUUUUCGCGACAAUGAACACAUGGUCUACAUACUCGCCCCAUGUCCGCAGUGUAAAAAAUGGAUCAUGUUUUCCAUGAAGAGGUCAUUACUAUUCACAAUUCAUUCAACCUUGAAAUCCGCAGUAACGAAAGUGGUUCGAUACGGUACGGUUUUCCUUGGGAUAACUUCGGCACUCACGGGAGUGGUAUCAAUGGGUUACAUUGGAUUAACUAGUGUGGGAUUGAAAAUGAUGGAUAAAAUUAUUCCCGCACCAUUGUUGAUUCGCUUAUUGACACGAAAAUCAUUGCUCCAAUCACAAGGCACGUACUCUUCGUUGUCGAAAAUACUAUUUGGUAACUCAUCAACAUAUGCAGUUGACAAUUUAGAGCAAGCCUUAGUUCAAGGAUUGAUUGAUCCCUUGAAAUUUUCCCGUAUUCCUGUUUUACCAAUUGUCAUGUAUCGAGCAAGAUCAUCGUCUAUUUUCAGGUUGAUUUUUGGUCGUCGUGAUGAUGCGUUUCCUAGUGCAUUAGUCACUGAGUUUAUGAUUAGUGCAUAUAUAUCCUCCAUUGGUGACCAUGCUUUAGUACGUGCUAUAUACAGAAACGUCAAGUCUGACUUCAUCAAUGGACUUCAACACGGGUUCAAUUUUAAUAUGAAUCCAUUGAAAAACAUUGAUUUUCUUUCCACCAACAAUAUCAUAUCAAUGUUGGUUCCAUUGCGUUGGACUUAUGAUCUUCUUUAUCGGCUUUCAUUCAAUCGUGCCUAUUUCAAUUUAACUAUGGAGUCAAGACCAAGAGCAGUUGCAAAUAGUCUAAGUGAAGCGGAAAUCGAUGAAUUAGAGGGCUUGAAUAAUCAAUUGAAUGAAUUAAUCACCAAGCAUAAGAAAUUGUACCAAAAUAUCAAUAAACGUGUUGAAGCAGACUCAUCAUCAAACAUUCCCUUGAUAUCAUCCUGGAUCAAAUUUGCCCACAAACAAAUGUUGUAUUUGCAUGCUUUACGUAAGUCAUGGCCCAAGUAUAUCAAGUUGAAGUUGAUAUCAAAUGUGAAAUUCACUUGGGCAUGUCUUCGAUAUGACUACUCUUCUCCGUUAGCUGCCAAUGGAGCCGUGAUCAAAGUACUAACAACAAUCUUUUGGCCGUAUCUUGCAUCAAAAGUGGGUCUACUUCUAGCCCCGUUAUUGAGCAAACAAUUGGACGCUUAUAAUAAACUACACAUUGAUAAAAAACUCCUCGUGGCAAACAUUGUCGGGUUGGUGAUUGUUGCCAUUUGUAAGGAGAUACCUCUGCUUUACAUGGCGAGGGAAAAAGCGCAACAAAUGUCACGUAUUAGAUCGGUUGAUUCCCGUUCUCGCAAUUUAUUCAAGGGCUUGGUGUCAAGUAUUGUGCAUGAAGGCAGCAACGGAUCUGAUGGUGAUGGUGACAAUGACAAUGGGGUUGGCGAUGGUGCCGAUGUUGAUGAUGGCACAUUGGGAGAAGUGAGAGAUGUCUUACUAAAUGAUCUUGUUGCUCUACCCGGUAAUUUCCCAGAGUAA